Molecule: messenger RNA, 1331 nt
Organism: Eucalyptus grandis
Lineage: Eukaryota; Viridiplantae; Streptophyta; Magnoliopsida; Myrtales; Myrtaceae
Exons: 2
Coding region: 45-1121 (358 amino acids)
Source: RefSeq, a predicted model, not a curated record
UCAUCUCUUAUGUGGUGAUCUUCUCUUUAGCUUUGCCCUAAAGCAUGAGUCUGAAAGAGCAGGACCAGCUAGAAGAUCGCCAGGAGAGCUUCUCCUUCAGCACCUAUGACUUCUCGUCGUCCUCCUUCGGCGUCGUCCUGUCCGACGGCGAGGAUAGCGAUGAGUCGUACAUCGAGAUCGAGCUCGAGCGAUCCAAAUCUUACGGGACCGGCGGCAUCCAAUCCGACGACGAGGAUGGCGAGAUAGAGCUGCGCAUAUCGAUUUCGUCCCACCUCCCCUUUCCCCAGCUCGCGAUUCCGAGCUUCAGCCAAGCGGUGGAUGCCGCGGAGAGCGGAAGCAGCCGGUCAUCUCCGUCCACCACAUACACUUCGACUUCUUCAGUUUCAUCAAAAGCACCCGAUGACAACAAGAAGGCGACGGAAUCGAAGGAAAUUUUCGGCGGCCGGAGAGGCGCGGUGCAGUUUCCAGCCGUCAGCCGACUACUGAGUAUGCUCAUAUCGAGCUUGAAGGUUCCGCCGGAGAUUUGCCAAGAAAAAGAUGUUGCUUGCAGCAACGAAAAGCAAGACAAGAAGACUGAGACGCUGCGAUCGAGGAAGCCAUCAUCGAAGACGAGAACGACUACGAACGGAGGCAUCAUGAAGUUCUUCAUCAAGCUCCGAGCCAUGCAAGCGAAAGCCCUCUUGGCCCGGAUCAUGAAGACCCGCGACGCGGUCGCAGCCGAUCCCAAAGGCAAGAAGAGGACUUCGGGCAGGGAAAGGAAGCAAAAACUGGAGGAAACGCGCGAGUUUUACCAGAGGAUGUCAGCCAGCAAAUCCGCCAAGAGUUCGUCACCAUCGCCGUCGUCAUCAGCUGGGACAAACCAGUGUUACAACAAGAGCUCGUCCGUGAGGAUGAAUAACAACGGUGAUGAUGGGUUGUUCAUUCCGAAGAUGAGUGGCAAAAAGAGUGUCGCGGAGGCUUUGAACAGAGGUCGGAUCAAGAGAACGCCGUCCUCGUCGUCGUCGGUGAGUUGUCCAAGUUCCAUUAGGUGCUCUCCUCUUCAUGCCGGCGAGAACUCUAUUCAGGCGGCGAUUGUUCAUUGCAAGAACUCGUUUGCUCCGUUCCCUGGAUUUUACUUUUGAUCUUCACUGUAAGUUAGAUUCGCGAGAUGUAUUGGAAUUGUGUGGCAAUAGUAAUAGCGAGAGAGAUGGACUUUAUUUUUUUAUCUUCACUUCACUGUACACUGGAUUUUACUUUUGAUCUUCCCUUGGAGGAAUAUCUCCCUGAGCUAGAAGUUAUGGAUGCCAUUCAUAUGCAAACCUACUAGCAUAUAUAUUUUAUGUUUGCAGCCA